GAGGGAGGCGGAGACUGAGCUGGACGGUGAUGCUCGCGGUCUCCACCUCCUCCGCCUCUCCUCCUCUCUCCUCCCUCGAGUCUCUCCUGACCGCCAGCCCGCUUUCUCCCUCCCUCCGGCCGCCCCGCUUUGUUUUCGCGCUCUUACCGAGUCCCUCAGCUGCUCUGUCCCGGCGCGAGUCUCCGAGUAGCGCGGUGAAGCAGAGUAGUGAAAAUGGGCGCACUGUCUCUUUAAGAUCCCCUGACUGCUCCGCUUCGUAUUGAUCAAUCCACCAUUUUCCAACACACUCAGCGGCGGAGGCAGUGCUCGCGACGGCGUGAGGAAGCCCUACCUGGAGCCACCAGGACGCGGGGCAGUCAUGGCAGCCAACAUGUACCGGGUCGGAGAUUAUGUUUACUUUGAAAACUCCUCCAGUAACCCACUGCUGAUCAGGAGAAUAGAGGAACUCAACAAGACGGCAAAUGGAAACGUGGAGGCCAAAGUGGUGUGUUUCUACAGACGGAGAGACAUCUCUGCCACGCUCAUCGCCUUAGCAGACAAACAUGCACGAGAGCUGGAGGAGGAGAUGGAGAACCCAGAGAUGGCAGAUCUGCCCGAGAAACAGAAACACCAGCUGAGACACAGAGAACUCUUUCUCUCCAGACAGCUGGAGUCUCUGCCUGCUACACACAUCAGGGGAAAGUGCUGUGUGACGCUUCUCAACGAGACAGAGACCCUCAAGUCCUACCUGGACAGAGAGGACACGUUCUUCUACUCGCUGGUGUACGACCCUCAGCAGAAGACUCUCCUGGCCGAUAAGGGGGAGAUCAGAGUGGGGAAUAAGUACCAGGCAGAUAUUACUGACCUUCUGCAAGAGGGUGAGGAUGACGGCAGGGAGCAGGUCAAACUGGAGGAGAGAGUGUGGGACACCAGCAGUCCUCUGACAGAGAAACAGAUCGACCAGUUCCUUGUAGUGGCUCGGUCUGUGGGUACAUUUGCACGGGCUCUGGACUGCAGUAGUUCAGUUCGGCAGCCCAGUCUGCACAUGAGCGCUGCAGCAGCCUCCAGAGAUAUCACACUGUUCCACGCCAUGGACACACUGCACAAGAACGGCUAUGACAUGACCCGGGCUAUCGCAGCCCUGGUGCCGCAGGGUGGACCCGUACUCUGCAGAGACGAGAUGGAGGAGUGGAGCGCUUCAGAGGCCAACCUGUUCGAAGAGGCACUGGAGAAAUACGGCAAAGACUUCACUGACAUCCAGCAAGACUUUCUGCCGUGGAAGUCUCUGACUAGCAUUAUUGAGUAUUACUACAUGUGGAAAACCACAGACAGAUAUGUUCAGCAGAAACGGUUAAAGGCUGCGGAGGCGGAGAGCAAGCUGAAGCAGGUUUACAUCCCUAACUAUAACAAACCCAACCCCAACCAGCUGAGUGUGAACAGUGUGAAGCCAGCUCUGGUGAACGGGGCAGGGGUGUUGCCGGGGGCGACGGGGCAGCCGACCGUACUUGGCCGGGCCUGCGAGAGCUGCUACACCACCAGCUCGUAUCAGUGGUACUCAUGGGGGCCGACCAACAUGCAGUGCAGGCUGUGCGCCUCCUGCUGGACCUACUGGAAGAAGUACGGUGGCCUGAAGAUGCCCACUAGGUUGGACGGGGAGCGGCCAGGUCCCAACCGCAACAACAUGAGUCCUCAUGGCCUGCCGGUUAGGCACAGCGGGAGUCCAAAGUUCGCUGUGAAGACCAGGCAAGCUUUCUACCUGCAGACCACCCAGCUGACCCGAAUGGCCCGCCGGGUCUGCCAGGACCUCCUCAGGUCCCGCUACGUAGCUAGACACCCCUACAUACCUGUCAACACAGCAGCCAUCAAAGCAGAGUGCGCAGUGCGGUUGCCAGAUAUGUCCAAAAAGCCUGCAUCCUUGAAACAGGCAGUACGGAAGCCUCUGGAGUCUGUGGUUAGAUAUCUUGAGGCCCAUCCAUGUCCUCCUAAACCAGAAAUUCUUCGAGGAGCCUCCAUUUCCACAAGCAGCCUGACGCCCAUCAAAUCCUCCCCCAUCCUCAACAACGGCUCGCCCACCAUCCUGGGCAAACGUACCUACGAGCAGCACAACGGCCUGGAGGGAUCCAAACCCAAAGUGUUGACCCCUCAGUGGGAGAUCAUGUCCAAGCGUAUGUCUGAGCAGGGACGCCCUCCCUCCGCCUUGCAGGACAAUGAAGUUCAUGAGCUUGACUGACCCCUUCUGUGGCCUCCACCUGUUAUGCACAGAGAACAGGUGAAGAUGAAGGUUUUCUCUCCAUCUCUCAGUGAUUUGAAGGACCUAUGAAGAGGAUCUAGGCUCAGCCUGGGCGGUAUUAGAGCUGGUGUCAAUAAGAGACUUUGGAGGGAUGGGGACAGGGGGGGGACAGCAAAGAACUUUUGAACUAGAACAGGCUUUGGCCAAUGAUAGGACUGACCUGACUGUACAGGACUGCGUUCAAUAUUUACCAUAUAUUGCAACUUCUGUUGAUUAUUAUUAUUAUUAUUAUUAUUAUUAUUAUAACUACAAGUCUUGUUGCUAUUGUUUUUUUUUUGUUUUGUUCAUUUUUUAACCAAAUGUAAUCUUUUUUUAGUUAACUGUUGAUAAAAGAGAGAAACUGAGACGUUUCUUGAAGCAGCUUGCUCUCAAACCCUAAAGAGGGAAAACAUGGACAGACUGUCACUUUGGCAUCUUGCAUUGUUUUCAAAUUUUUCUAAACUUACCAGAAAAAGAGAUGGACAAUUCCGUCAGUGCUGUUGUUUUGAUUCCGUUUCUUUGAAUGCUUGUAUUAUUUGGUUUCUUUAGUCCGUCCUUCCCUGAAGCCACAGACGUUUAACUUAUUGAUGAAGAUGACGGAACGUGCUCUUUUUCUACCUUUUUCCACAAGUAUUGCAACUAAGCUUCGAUGGUGUAAUUACAGAAAGUUGUUUCUCUUUUGUGAAUAUGUAAAUGAGAACAUUUACGGAGGCAUUAUUGUACAGUGGUGCAUUUUGGGCCUCCAGUGUUUAUCAAUGCUUGUUAUAAUGAUUUUGUCAUGUACAGCAUAUUCUUUUUGUAAGGAAACUCUUGCAUAAAUGGAGAAUUGUUCUGAGAUGGUGGAAAUUCUACAAGGGUACUGCUCCAUGAAUACAAUGCACCUUCUCAAGAAUGAUACCGUA
Astyanax mexicanus (Mexican tetra) is the source of this 3150-nucleotide messenger RNA. It is a transcript of the gene mta1, whose product is annotated as metastasis associated 1. Gene Ontology annotation, biological process: negative regulation of transcription by RNA polymerase II; double-strand break repair; response to ionizing radiation. Gene Ontology annotation, cellular component: nucleoplasm; NuRD complex. NCBI's taxonomy places the organism in Eukaryota, Metazoa, Chordata, Actinopteri, Characiformes, Acestrorhamphidae. The record is from RefSeq and is a predicted model, not a curated record. Gene Ontology annotation, molecular function: sequence-specific DNA binding; histone deacetylase binding; transcription corepressor activity. The coding region runs from base 359 to 2209 and encodes 616 amino acids. The transcript has 18 exons.